Messenger RNA from Baudoinia panamericana UAMH 10762, 2285 nucleotides. RefSeq lists its product as uncharacterized. The coding region runs from base 234 to 2132 and encodes 632 amino acids. Lineage: Eukaryota; Fungi; Ascomycota; Dothideomycetes; Mycosphaerellales; Teratosphaeriaceae. The record is from RefSeq and is a predicted model, not a curated record. Gene Ontology annotation, molecular function: ATP hydrolysis activity; ATP binding. The transcript has 2 exons.
GCCCAUUCACUACCAUCUCCCCGAGCUGAUCAUUCUUCCUCAAGACAGCAGCCGGCCUGCAAGCAAGGCGUGAGUCACUCGCAUCCGACCCCCGCCACUCUUACUCCCACCACCAAAACUUUUGGGCUUGCGCCAAUCGAUAAGCGCCCCUCCAUCCACAUCUUCGACCCGCCUACACACAUCCUGCUGUGCCUGCUCCUUCAUUCUCCCAUCAAGUAGACGCUGCAGCGAAGAUGGUGUCCGCGUCGAAAGCAGCGCGUCAGGCGAAGCGCGAGGCCGAUGGUAAGCCAGCGAAGAAGACGGCAGCCUCCAAGGCGGCAUCCAAGGACGCAUCUGCAAAUGGCUCCGAAGCCAACUCCGUCAACGGCGACGAUGCACCCCUCGAGGAUGCUGACGGAAACCCAUUGCCCGGAUCCAAAGAACCUGUCAUCACUAGCAAAAUGGCAAAGAUUGCGUUGCAGGAGGACAAAGAUGGCAUCUCAGACCGUGUCACAACCGGCGUGCUGGCCUCGUUAGAAGCCAGCAGAGACGUCAAGAUUACAUCGGCGUCUUUAGUCUUCCACGGCAAAGUGCUGGUCAACGACACCACCCUUGAAGUCAAUUAUGGCCGACGGUACGGUCUGUUGGGCGAGAACGGCUGCGGAAAGUCUACGCUGCUCAAGGCCAUCGACAAGCGCGAGUUCCCUUUCCCAGAGCACAUCGACAUCUACCUUCUGAAUGAGGGUGCUGAGCCGUCUGAUACCGGUGCGCUUGUAUGGGUGGUGAACCAGGCAGAGAACGAGAUGAAGCGGCUAGAAGGGUUAGCAGAGGAGAUCUUGGAAAAGGAAGGUCCAGACAGUCCCAAGCUUGAAGAGCUGUACGAACGUAUCGACGGCAUGGAUCCUUCUACAUUCCACACCCGCGCCUCGCUGAUUCUCACCGGUCUCGGCUUCAACAAGAGCACUAUGGACAAGAAGACGAAGGACAUGUCCGGUGGCUGGCGGAUGCGUGUCGCCCUCGCCAAAGCUCUCUUCGUCAAGCCUUCCCUCCUCCUCCUCGACGACCCCACCGCCCAUUUGGAUCUCGAAGCCUGCGUGUGGCUAGAAGAGUAUCUCAAGAAGUGGGACCGCACCCUCAUCCUCGUUUCGCACUCCAUGGACUUCCUCAACGGCGUGUGUACCAACAUGAUCGACAUGCGCAUGAAAACACUCAUGUACUACGGCGGCAACUACGACACCUACAUCAAGACCCGCACCGAACACGAAGUGAACCAACAAAAAGCGUACGAAAAGCAGCAAGACGAAAUCAAGCACAUCAAGGAGUUCAUCGCCAAAGCCGGUACUUACGCCAAUUUGGUCCGACAAGCCAAAUCCCGCCAAAAGAUCCUCGACAAGAUGGAGGCGGACGGCUUCAUCCAGCCCGUCCACCACGACCGCAUCUUCACCUUCAAAUUCGCCGACGUCGAGAAACUGCCCCCUCCCGUGCUAUCCCUCGACAACGUCACCUUCUCCUACUCCGGCAACGCCAAAGACAACCUCUACGAGAACCUCGACUUUGGCGUGGACAUGGACUCGCGUACCGCCCUAGUCGGACCCAACGGUGUAGGCAAAUCGACCCUCCUCCGCAUCUUCACUGGUAAACUCAGUCCCACCUCCGGCUCCGUAUCGCGACACACUCACUUGAAGUUGGGAAUGUACAGCCAACAUUCCGCCGAACAGCUGGACCUCAAUAAAUCCGCGCUGGACUUUGUGAGGGACAAGCACUCGAGUAUCAGCCAGGAUUACCAAUACUGGCGACAGCAGUUGGGCCGGUACGGGCUCAGUGGUGAGGCGCAGACGGCGUUGAUGGGCACAUUGUCCGAGGGCCAAAAGUCAAGGAUCGUGUUUGCACUGUUGGCGAUCGAGGGGCCGAAUAUGUUGUUGUUGGAUGAGCCGACGAACGGAUUGGAUAUCCCCACGAUUGAUAGUUUGGCGGAUGCGAUUAACUCUUUUUCGGGCGGUGUGGUGGUUGUGUCGCACGACUUUAGGUUGCUCGACAAGAUUGCCAAGGAUAUCAUGGUGUGCCAGAACAAGACGGUGACGAGGUGGGAUGGUUCGAUUGGCGAGUACAAGAACUUUUUGCGGAAGAAGAUGCUUUCGAGUGGGAGUGUUUGAGGAGCCAGAGCCAGCUUGCAGCCCUAGCCUAUGGGCUGUUCAUGUGUAUCCGCAGGCUUCGGCAGGCUUCGGACGGUGAUGGUGGUGGCGGUAAAAGCACUUUGCAGUCGAGCAGAACCAUGAACGGUGGCGAGUGCCGUGGCGGCGCCGGUG